AUGCAGAAGAUGAGAGAAGCUAACAUCCAAGAACAGAGGAGGGCAGCAGAAAGAGAGGAAGAGUUGCAGAGACAGCUUGUUGAUGCUCAGGAAGUUGCUGAAAACAGAGCCGAGGAAGCCAGAAUUGCACUGCAGAGGAUGAGAGAAGCUCAGGCAGAAAGGGAGCAAGAGCUACAGAGGGAGCUACAUGAUGCUCGGGAAGCUUUACAACGUGGUGUUGUGCCCACUCCUGGUCAGCCUCUGACUGACAUAACUCCAUGGAAGAUAUCAAGAAACGACGUUCGUCUUAUGGGUGAGAUAGGAGUGGGUGCCUGGGGUACCGUUGCUAGGGGGAUGUACAAUGGUCAGCAAGUAGCAGUCAAGUAUCCCCACCAACUGAUUCUGAAUGAGGACACUCUGAGACGACUCGAGAGGGAAACAGAGCUCAUGACUCAAGUCCGCCAUCCCAACCUUAUCCGAAUCAUUGCCGCUGUGUUUGACGAGCACUCAUUCCGACUCCAUGCCCCUCCAAUGAUCAUCACCGAAAUCUGUGACCUCAACCUCCGACAGUGCUAUGAACAGAGACGUCUCGCAGACACCGACAAUCUCCCAAUCUUCAAAGAUGUGGCCUACGGCCUCCACUACCUCCACGACCGUCACGAACCAAUCAUCCACAGAGAUCUUAGUGCUCCAAAUGUCCUUCUCCAGGCCCUUCCCAAUGGGACCUAG
Molecule: messenger RNA, 708 nt
Organism: Geodia barretti
Lineage: Eukaryota; Metazoa; Porifera; Demospongiae; Tetractinellida; Geodiidae
Source: the annotation of a GenBank genome assembly